This is a messenger RNA of Stegostoma tigrinum, 2118 nucleotides long. It is a transcript of the gene nipa2, whose product is annotated as NIPA magnesium transporter 2. The coding region runs from base 403 to 1494 and encodes 363 amino acids. Gene Ontology annotation, cellular component: membrane. Lineage: Eukaryota; Metazoa; Chordata; Chondrichthyes; Orectolobiformes; Stegostomatidae. The transcript has 7 exons. Gene Ontology annotation, biological process: magnesium ion transport. Gene Ontology annotation, molecular function: magnesium ion transmembrane transporter activity. The record is from RefSeq and is a predicted model, not a curated record.
CUCCAAACCAAGACAUAAACAGAUUCUAAAUGUGACCUCACCAUUUCUGAUGAAGGCUCUAGGCCCAAAACGUCUAAGAAGCUGUUUGGUCUGCUGUGUUCAUCCAGCUCCACACCUUAUUAUCUCUCAGGACAGCGACUUCAAAGAAUUCAGGGAUUUGCAUAUGCAUAUUAACCAAUUAAAGCCUUCCAACUGAUUGAAGAUUUAGCAGCAUCUCAGAGAGAGUGGGUAUCAUUUGUAAAUGGAAACUGAAUGCAUUUAUUGGAAAGAGAAACUGUUGGCAUUUUUCAACAAAGAACGACAUAAGCUCCACAUAUCACCCUUUGUUGUUUGUCUCAGUCCUAGAGGAGCAAACUGUGUUUGGUCCUUAAUGUGAUAAACUCCUUGCCAGUACCAAGAAGAAUGGGCCAGGAAAGAGGAAAAUAUGACUUUUAUGUUGGCUUGGCAUUAGCUAUUAGCUCCAGCAUAUUUAUUGGAGGGAGUUUCAUCUUGAAAAAGAAAGGUCUCCUUCGGCUGGCCAAAAAGGGGUCAAUGCGAGCAGGUCAGGGAGGGCAUGCAUAUCUCAAAGAGUGGCUAUGGUGGGCUGGACUGUUGUCAAUGGGUGCUGGAGAAGCUGCUAACUUUGCUGCAUAUGCCUUUGCUCCAGCGACUCUAGUGACUCCAUUGGGAGCUCUUAGUGUUCUCGUAAGUGCUGUCCUGUCAUCUUACUUUCUGAAUGAGAGACUUAACCUCCACGGCAAGCUUGGUUGUUUUCUAAGUAUCAUUGGCUCUACUGUUAUGGUAAUACAUGCUCCACAGGAGGAAGAGGUGGAAACUAUUCAUGAGAUGGCCGUUAAACUUAAAGAUCCAGGUUUUGUGGUGUUUGCAACUUUUAUCAUCACUGUUUCUCUAAUCCUUAUUUUUGUUGUUGGACCUCGUCAUGGGCAGACCAAUAUCCUGGUUUACGUAACCAUCUGUUCUGUAAUCGGCGCACUCUCAGUCUCCUGUGUGAAGGGCCUCGGUAUUGCUAUUAAGGAACUGUUUGGUGGGAAACCUGUACUUACUUACUCUUUGUCAUGGAUCCUUUUGCUGAGCCUCAUAGCUUGCGUAAGCACUCAAAUUAACUACCUGAACAAGGCACUGGAUAUUUUCAACACUUCCUUGGUGACGCCUAUUUAUUAUGUAUUCUUCACUACGUCUGUUUUGACAUGUUCUGCUAUUCUUUUUAAAGAAUGGUAUCAUAUGGACACUGAUGAUAUCAUUGGCACAUUGAGUGGCUUCUUCACUAUUAUAGUUGGCAUCUUUUUGUUGCAUGCCUUUAAAGACAUCAAUUUAACAUUGGCAACUUUGCCCGUGUUCAUGAGAAAGGAGGAGAAGGGAUUCACGGUGAAUGGGAGUGUACAUUAUGAGCGAUUAGAACACAAUGUGGAAAAUGAAAGCUGUACCGAGAGUUCGGACAUACACUCCUCAGAUAUGGUUUCCUCCAGAAGAAAUGGAAAUAUGAUCACCAAGUGAGAAUUGGAAAACACAAUGUUAACAGAUAAAGGAAAAGCACUGCCCUGUCUAUAGUAACUCUGCUGUCAUAGUUACCAGAAUUGAGCUGCUUUGUAAAAGGUCAUCUGUGUUGGUGACUUCACUUAUUGUAAAGGAGUGUCUCUAGGGACAAUCAUUUUUCCAUCAAUGUGAUUGGGAUGGACCGAGGGUUAUUAAAUUGCAUUUUUAUUUGCCUUAUUUUUCAUGGUUCUUUUUUUUAAACAUAUUUUAAAUGAUGCAUUGUGGCUUACAUGGUUUAAGUAACUACAAGAGGGGAAAAUCACCAUGUAACAAUGUACAUAAAUCCAUAUUUAAAAUAUUUUUUGAAAACUAUUGUACUUUAUGCACUGAGGGUUUUAAUUUAAAAUGUUUGAAAUAAAAUUCUUUUGGAUUUGCCUUUUCUUAAUAUAUCUACAAUAUAUUGGAGAGAGAAAGCAAAAAGCAACUUCAGAUUUCAGGUCAGGGUUCCACAAAUGGAAAUUAUGUACAAGAACAGACUGAUGUUGCUUGUGUUUAAAAUAAGCCUUUGCUUGGAGUUGUCAUUUUUUAAAAUCUAAGCAUUAUGGUAAUAAAGUUAAAGUCAGUGUAGCAAAGUUUAAGUAGUUG